AUGAAGAGGCCGGAAGAACAUAGUAUUGAAAUGCAAAUGCCGUUCAUUGCAAAGGUUAUGGAAGGAAACCCUAAUGUGACCGUGAUACCGGUUCUAGUUGGCUCGUUAACGCCGCCCAAACAGCAGGCGUAUGGAAAGAUAUUUGCCAACUAUUUGGAGAAUCCACGUAACCUUUUUGUGAUAUCAUCCGACUUCUGUCAUUGGGGAAAUCGUUUUCAUUUUGCACCUCAUAAUCCGAACAGUGGACUUGCCAUAUAUGAACAGAUUACUCAACUUGAUAGAGAUGGCAUGGAUGCCAUAGAAACGUUGAAUCCACAAAUAUUCAACGACUACUUGAAGCGAACUCAAAAUACGAUUUGCGGCAGGAAUCCAAUAACGGUUAUGUUACAGGCUGCGGAACACUUCAGGAUGAUGAACAAUCAUACUCACGAGUUCCGUUUUUUGAAGUAUUCUCAGUCGAAUAAGGCAAGGAGUGUCAACGAUUCGUCCGUCUCGUAUGCUGCCGGUGCUUUAUUUAUGCACCCGAAAUGA
Cooperia oncophora is the source of this 531-nucleotide messenger RNA. Lineage: Eukaryota; Metazoa; Nematoda; Chromadorea; Rhabditida; Trichostrongylidae. The record is from the annotation of a GenBank genome assembly.